AGGGCUUCCCCAGGCAUCACCGGCUCCAGCCCCCCCUACAGCCAUGUGUCCCGCAGCGCCGGGCCGGACCCUUCCGGGGGAGGAGCGCCGGAUCUGAGGAGGAGGAGAAGGAAGAGGAGGAGAAAGAGGGAGAGGAGGGAGAAGCAGACGGGGCGCUCUUGUUUGCCCGUGGCCGUCGAACGAGGCCCAGCAGCUGCGUGGCGCAGCCCGGGGGGCGCAGGGCGGCCCCGGCCCCUCGCAGCGCUCCGGGAGUCGGGUCACCUGGCAUGCAGUCGCCUUUUGUCAUACUGGGACCUGAACUCUGACACGAUGGCCGAGCCCCUUCACGCGAAGUACAGCGGUAAUAAAGUUGCAGGAAGUUCCAUGGAAGGCACAACCAGUAGAAGAAAGUUGCCACAGGCAGCUGGAACUGAUAAAGGAAAUACUGUGUCGCAUUCUGAUCUGAUUGAGGAGCCAAAGAAGUUGCAAUAUUCCUAUGAGAACGCUUUCUCUAUUGGCUAUGAUAGGAGUCUCUUUAAUUCGCUAGCAUCACCUCCUCAAACGAAAACUUGCCAUCGUUGUGGUCUGUUUGGAUCCCUCAGAUGUUCGCGAUGUAGGCAAAUAAACUAUUGCUCUGUAGAUUGUCAGAAGGAAGAUUGGCCAUCCCAUAGAGUUGUGUGUGAGCCAGUUAAACAGAAUUCAAGUAAUAACAAUGGAGGCAAGAUACCUGCUAAAACAGAGACAGGACUUUACCUUAAGGGUAAUUCAACGUCUGUGGAUUCCCUCAAGACAGAAGAGCAGUGCAAGAAAAUAAUGUUGUCAGAUCUCCAGAGUCUAGGUCUCAAAAAAGCUAUGGAAGUACAGGGUACAGUAACAGAAUUCAGGAGUCCAAGUGAAUUUUAUAUGCAGAUGAGUUCUCCAGAAGUUUUAGACCAGAUCAGUAAACUUUCUGUGAAACUGCAAGACUGUUAUGCUAACACAGUUAUUCAGGAGCAUUAUGUUGCUAUCAAAGGAGAGGUCUGUGUUGCAAGGAAUUCUUUGGAUCAGAUGUGGAGUAGAGCACUGGUUAAAGAUGUGGAUACAUCACAAAAGAAAGCACAAGUGUUGUAUAUAGAUUAUGGAAAGGAAGAAAAUAUUCCACUUUCCUGGAUUAAAGCUCUAUGCAAAGACAUUGAACUGCUUCCUCCAUGUGCAAUUAAGUGUUCCUUUGCUAAUUAUGAACCAAAACAAAGAGGAUGGAAUGAAGGCGACGACAUCUUUUCUUCCCAGCUCGUGGGAAAGACCUGUUCAGUAAUUGUUGUUGACAUAUUACAGGAGGAAAUGAUGUCAAGAUUUGCUGUAGAUGUUGUUCGUCCAAAUUUUUAUAAACUGCCUUUAGAAAUGGGGUCUGAUUUAACUCCAGGAAGUAGUACCGAAGGAACAGACUCUCCAAAAGUGUCGGAAAACCAUUCUCUAGAAUGUAAAGAAAAAACACCUGAAGAUAAAGAUCCGCUUUGCUACGGAAAAUCAGUAGCAGAGUAUGUCUCUGUGUGUAUUGGAGACACAUUCUCUGGUGUGGUUUCCCAUAUUCAAAAUCCAGACGACUUCUUCUGUCAGCAGAUGCGCAAUGGCUGUCAUCUUGCUGAGCUUCAGUUGUGUCUUGAAGAACACUGUAACAAACUUCCGAGCAAUCCAGAUUUCCGUCCUGCUUUAGGAGAUUUGUGCUGUGCCCAGUUCACAGAAGACAAUAUUUGGUAUCGUGCUGCUGUUAUAACGUAUACUUCUGAAGAUACUGUUCUGGUGGGAUACAUAGAUUAUGGGAAUUCUGAAGUUCUUCAGACAACCAGACUUCGUCCUAUGACUCCAAAAUUAAUGAACUUGCCAGCUCAAGCCAUAAGAUGUACCUUGGCAGGUGUAAAGCCACUAACGGGAGCCUGGUCCUCAGAAGCUAUUUCUCUUAUGAAGCAAUUAGUGAAAGACAAAGUGCUGACAGUGAAAGUAGUGGAUAAAGAGAGUUACAGGUCUGUGGUGGAGCUUGUGGAUGCAUCCGUUAUUCCGGAAAUCAAUAUAUCGAGCUAUCUCCUACAGAAAAACUGUGCAGCGAAGAAAUCAAGGGUGGCCUUGCCAGCAACUGAAAUAAGCAAUGUUAAGCAAGCAAAUGAGGACACAGCAAACAAAAUAAAGUGGAGAUGGAAUAAAUUAACUCUUCAACAAACAGUAGAUGUGAUAGUGUGUACACUGUACAACCCUGGAGAAUUCUACUGUCAGAUUUCAAAUAACAGUGAGUUACGUGCUCUAAACUUACUUAAUAAAUCAUUGUCUGAAUACUGCUGGAAAACUCCUCCAAGUAUUUUUAAGCCGAAGAGUGGAGAACCUUGCUGUGCUUUAUUUUCUGGUGAUGGUAACUGGUAUCGUGCUUUGGUGCAAAAUGUUACUUCAGAUGGAAUUGUUAAAGUAUGCUUUAUGGACUACGGAAAUGUUGAGGAAGUACCAUUAGAUAAAAUACGUCAGAUUCCAUCCUCGUUCCUACAGCUGCCAUUUCAAGGAAUUAAAUGCUGGCUUUCAGGUAUAAAGCCUGCUAACGGCAAAUGGAUUCCAGAAGCAACAGAAAGAUUUCACGCAUUCUCUGCAGGGAUGAAGCUUCAAGCCAAAGUAACUUCCCUUUCCAGAGACGGGGCAGGUGUAGAGCUUAUUAAUAAUUCCACAGGUUAUCCAAAAGUGAUCAAUGAGAUACUAACUUCUGAAAAAUUGGCUGUAAGGGAAGAUCUACAAGACAAAAGUAAUCUUCCAAAUAAGUCUGACAAUAAAGAAACCUCAGUUGGGCGCUGGAAGCCAAUAGAAUUGGCUAUGGAUGAAACCAUACCUGUCUGUGUAACAGAAGUUGUAAGCCCAGAUUUGUUCUAUGCUAUUCCUGUUCAAAGUAAAGAUCACGACAAACUACUUAAGCAGAUGAUUGAACUAGAUGACUACUGCAAAUCUUGUAAGAUGCAGUCAUUCACACCAAAACUGGGCGAAGCCUGUUGUGCCAGGUUUUCGGGUAAUGGGCGUUGGUACAGAGCUCUUGUUCUAAAAGUUUCUCAGUCCACAGUGAAAGUACUGUAUGCAGACUGUGGGAACACAGAGACUUUACCGGUUUCACAUGUCCUGCCAAUCACCGAUUCCUACUUAAAGUUUCCUUUUCAAACAAUUACAUGUUCACUUGCAGGCAUAAAGAAAGCUGAGUGCUCUCCAUUGUUACUUGACAAGUUGAAAGAAAUGUUGUUGAAUAAAUACGUCACAAUUACAGUGAAGGGAAUUAAUGAAAAUGUGAACUUGGUAAAAGUGGAGAAACAGUGUGAAAAUGGUAGUCUGAAUAUAGUUGACAAACUAGUAGCAGAAGGUUUAAUCUGCAAAGCUGAGAACUCAGAUAUUGUGCAUCAAGGCAAUGGAAGUGAGACCAGAUGUUGCUGCACAGAAUUAAAAAUGCAACUUAAAAAACAUGAACAGAUUCUUCUCUUCCUUCUAAACAAAUAUGGGAAUCCAGAUGGGUUCAGUGAAAUGAAAAAACUGUUGGACUGCUAAGUCCAACGCGCUGUUUCAUUUGUAUGUAUACCAGGUUCCUGCAAUUCCUUUUUUUGGAAGAGCAAUUGUAUUCAUCGUACUAAAAAUGAGAGUCACUUAGAAGAAAUUCUGCUGCCUAAAUAACUGUAUCAAUUUGUAUGCUUGGACUGUUAUUAGGAAAUAAGUAUGUAACUUGAAUGUUUUAAAAUCUGCAAGCUAAAUUUUUCUGUUCUUUUUUUUUUUUGGUACCAGUGUUGGUAAGCUUUUUUUUUUUUUUUACUUGGCUAUUGAACGUGCAUAACUUUAUGGAGUGGUCAUUGCACUUUGAAUAUAUUAUGAAAAAUUAGAUUUGGAUUUAAUGUAAUCUAAAGCUUGCUUCAACUUUGGUACUGUUAAUUUUACUUUCUUUUACCUCCCUUACUUUAAUUUGCUGCCUUAUGUUGAUUACAGUCUUCUGUCAACGUAAUUUCCUGUCUGUGAAGUUAGACUGAAAAUUUUCUCAUAAAUUCGUUUUCAGUAUUGUUAAAGGACGAAUCUUGUGAAUCCUGCCUUAGGCUGCAUGUAGGUAGUUCUCUAAUCAGUAAACGCUUAAGUGUGCACAAGUCUUUGUUUACACUUAUGCUGUGUAAUUUGCACCUGUGAAUAUUUUGGAGUUGUACGAGAUCUUUAUUCUGUCUCUUACAGGUAGCUGCAUUGUCAAGAUUUCAACCCUGUCAUUUUUUUUCCACACUAAUAGAGAAGUCCUUUUCUGGGAUGUGAUAGCCCACUUGUAAUUUGAUUCAGGAAUUCUUAAAUGUAGUAUUGUCAUUGCUGACUGAUCUUGCGGUAUGUUACUAAGGUUGCGAAAUCAUUUUAAAGCACAUUUAUAAAGCACAGUAGAUACUUGCUUAUUAAAACUGCAGGGAUACAUUUUUUUCUCUUGAUGUAAAUGUGUUAAACUCUGCCUCUGUUCAAAGUAGAAGGAUGUUGAUAUUAAAUUUCUUUGUGAAAGUAA
Anas platyrhynchos (mallard) is the source of this 4492-nucleotide messenger RNA. It is a transcript of the gene TDRD1, whose product is annotated as tudor domain containing 1. The record is from RefSeq and is a predicted model, not a curated record. NCBI's taxonomy places the organism in Eukaryota, Metazoa, Chordata, Aves, Anseriformes, Anatidae.